CGCAGUGAGUUGUGUGUCAGAUACCCUAAUUGAAACAAAAAAAAAGGUGUCUUCUUCAAUCAUAGAUUGCACUUUCACUCUUCCCUUACUCUGUCAUCAAUACAUACAAUUAACACUGUUUUUCCCCUUUUUCUAUUUCUCUCUCUGCAAUUCAUCUUCCCUACUGCUGAAGCAAUAUUCCUGUAAAAAAAAGCCACCUUUUUUUACCUAUCUGGAUUUUGCUGAGCAUUAGAUACACACACAAACUCAUGUACUUUUUCUUUGGUCUCUUGUUCAGCUGUACCCAUCACAUUUUCUCAAUUAAUCAAUUUCUCAAAUCCGGGCUCUCCUCAAAAUCACACCUUCUUCAGUAGAAAUUCACCAAUUUGUUUUUUUUUUCAAUCGACGCAUAAAAUUAGGUAUUCUAAUUUUGAGGAUCACCGCAGAUUUUGGCUGAUCCGUGUGAAAUUUGGAAGCACCAUAAAUGCAAUUGGGGAUUGAAGAAACAGUGGCGAGAAGAAAUGGCAGCUUUAGUCCCGGGGGUUUUGCUGAAGCUGCUGCAGCACAUGAACACGGACGUGAAGGUCGCCGGAGAGCACCGCUCGUCGCUGCUGCAGGUGGUGAGCAUCGUGCCGGCGCUGGCCGCCGGCGAGCUCUUCCCGAAUCAAGGGUUUUACCUCAAGGUAUCCGACUCCUCCCACGCCACCUACGUGUCUUUGCCUGAUGAGCAUGAUGAUCUGAUUCUUAGCGAUAAGAUUCAAUUGGGGCAGUUUGUCCACAUCGAGAGGCUCGAGGCCGCCUCCCCCGUGCCCAUCCUGAGGGGCGUGAGGCCGGUCCCGGGCCGCCACCCGUGUGUGGGAACCCCUGAGGAUAUAGUUGCCACUCAUUCUUUAGGGUUCUUGAACAAUAAUGGCAAUCCAUCAUCCCCUGCUUGUAAAAGUAGAUCAGGGUCUAAGUUGGGGGGCAAUGUGGGGGUGAGGGAGGUGAGGGAUGGGAAAUCGAAUCAUUCGGGUGGUUUGAAGGAGGAUAGGAAGGCUCCUGGAUUGACUAGAUCCAAGUCCCAGCUGUCGAAGCUGUCUUUAUCUGUGGAUGUGAAGAAGGACUACUCUGCUGGUGGGAAGAUGAAGUCCUCGGGGUCUAGGUCGAUACCCUCGUCUCCGACUAGCUGUUACUCGCUGCCUACUUCUUUUGAGAAGUUCUCGACUGGUGUUAGGAAUCAGGCGAAGAUCAAGGGGCUGGAGAGGCUGGAGAAGGCAAGUGGUGUGUCGGGGUCAAAGGAGAAGCCUAGCCCUGUUCGUGGGGGGAGUUCGACUGGGAAGAAGGUCUCGAGUGGGAACUUGAUGAAGAAUAUUGUUCAAGGGCUUGAAUUGGGGCCGAAAGCGUUGAGGAAGAGCUGGGAAGGGAAUAUGGAUGCCAAGAAUCGGGAAAGUCCCAGAUUGAAAGUUCACAGGCAGGAGAUUAAGCCAGACGGAAGAAGUAACUCUGCACCGAGAAAAUCAGUGAGCGAGAGAUUGCCAUCUAAAGAAGAAGAUAGGAAGCCUUCAAAAUCUACCAGAGAUGAAAGCAAAGUUAAUGCGUCUGUCAAGAAGGCUCCCACCAAUGGGGAUGCACCUGAUAUUGUCAAGGCAUCUACACGAACUUCUGUGGGAAAGAAGUUAUCUGGAGAAGUUUCUAGUAAUGGAUUUCCAGGAAAUUUGGUGAAGGUUUCUGUUAGUAAUAGGCGACUGACAGACACAAAUGUCUCGUUGGCCUCACUGCCAUCUUCUCUUGCAAAUCUCGGGAAGGAAGUAUUGAAGCACAGGGAUUCAGCACAGACGGCUGCUGUAGAAGCAAUGCAAGAAGCUUCAAUUGCUGAGACUCUGCUUCGAUGCUUAAGCACAUAUUCUGAGUUGAGUUUAACUGCAAAAGAAGAUAACCCACAGCCUGCGGUUGAGCAGUUCUUACAUCUCCAUGCACGGUUGAGCAAAGCGCACCUUCUUGCAGAUUCUUUAUCGAAAACUCUUUCUCGUGAUUCAGAUAACGAAGAAAGUCCGUCAGAAGAGGCAUUGAAGGUGACCUCAGAAGGGUGUAAACAAGCUGCUUCUUGGGUUAAUGCUGCAUUAGCCACCAAUUUGGCUUCCUUCGCAUUGUACAGCAAAUCAGGCACCCUCAGUCCGGCUGCAUCAUCAACUCCCUCUCCAGUUUCAAAGACGAGCACGGGCAACCAACCCAUAAUAGUCCUUGAAAACUCUGCCAAGAACACAGCAGCAGCUCCUAAGGCACUUUCAAAACCCCGGCAGACGGCCAAUUCCAAGAACGUUUCAGUCGGGACACUGCGCAAGCCGAACGAUGGGGCGGCUGUCGGCCAGAGCACGAGAAGCUCCCCUCCGAUAGAGUGGGCUAAAGGAGAUGGCCUCGAUGAGGCUGCAGAGCUCUCUGAAAAGUUGCGGCUGGAGUCUCAGGAUUGGUUCUUGGGAUUCGUGGAGAGAUUCUUGGAUGCUGACGUGGACACGUCGUCUCUGUCAGAUAACGGUCAGAUAGCUGGAAUGCUGAGUCAGCUCAAGAGUGUGAAUGACUGGCUGGAUGAAAUAGGAGCAAGUAAGGAGGAAGAACAACCGCCUCCCAUACCCACAGAGACGAUCGAUCGGAUACGAAAAAAGAUAUAUGAGUAUCUCCUCACUCAUGUAGAGUCUGCAGCUGCGGCACUGGGUGGUGGUGGUAGCACACAGGGCUCUCCAACAAAAGAAGCAAAAGGAAGAAGGUGAUCUCAAAUGUGUUAAAGAAGAUGACACAUAUCAUAUAUUUGAUGUAUAUAAUUUUUAGCAAUGGAUUACAGAUUGAGAAAGGCAAGUGGAAGUGAAGCAGCCAUUGAUGAAUAUUCAAGGCUUUACCAUCCUCUUUUUUUUUUUGUUCUUAUCUCUAUUUACUUUAGGGGUGAGAGGGGCUUUCCUUUUAUUUUUCUUCUAAGGAAUUGUUUCUGAACAGUCUUCUUUUACAGUGAAUUGGAAUUUGGAAUUUGGAAUUUGGAA
Messenger RNA from Salvia splendens (bonfire salvia), 2987 nucleotides. RefSeq lists its product as uncharacterized. Bases 501 to 2723 code for a protein of 740 amino acids. The record is from RefSeq and is a predicted model, not a curated record. Lineage: Eukaryota; Viridiplantae; Streptophyta; Magnoliopsida; Lamiales; Lamiaceae. The transcript has 4 exons.